GAUUAAAUGGUAGUAUAAAAGGAGGAAUUGAUAUUACAUUUUCCCUUUACCAAAGCAAAUAACUGAGCCAGGAAGUCGCAUAAGGAAAGCAGAAAAGAUAUCACCGAAUCUUUUCUAGUUAAGAAUUUAAACAUUUGAAAAAGGAGGAGCCAGUUGUAUAUUAAAUUUUGGAAAUAUUGUCAGCUAAGGACAUCAGAUUCUGGUGAGCGAGGAGGUGGCUACUGAUACCUCGUAUUUAAGUUGAUAAUGAUUUGGGGGAGAAACUUGGAAGAUAAUAAUAAUCGAAAAGCGGAGAUUUUGUGUUCGAGUUGCGAUGAAAGGCGAUAGAGCGAGUAAUUGUUCCGAGGGAGGUAGUGAUAGUGGUCCGAGGGUUCGGGCUUUACCAGGGAGAACUAGUGGUCCUACGAGGCGAUCCACGAAGGGACAAUGGACUCCUGAAGAGGAUGAGAUUUUGCGGCAGGCUGUUCAACGUUUUAAUGGGAAAAAUUGGAAAAAGAUAGCGGAAUGCUUUAAAGAAAGGACAGAUGUACAGUGCUUACACAGGUGGCAAAAAGUUUUAAAUCCAGAGCUUGUCAAAGGUCCAUGGUCUAAAGAGGAGGAUGAUAUAAUAAUUCAAUUAGUGGAACAAAUUGGGCCAAAAAAAUGGUCUACUAUUGCUCAACAUCUACCUGGACGUAUCGGCAAGCAAUGCCGAGAAAGGUGGCACAAUCAUCUAAAUCCUUCCAUAAACAAGAAUGCGUGGACCAUAGAGGAAGAAGUUGCUUUGGUUCGUGCCCAUCAAGUUUAUGGGAACAAGUGGGCAGAGUUGUCGAAGUACCUACCUGGAAGGUCAGACAAUGCCAUCAAAAAUCAUUGGAACAGUUCUGUUAAAAAGAAAGCAGACUCAUACUUGGCAUCAGGUUUACUUGCACAAUUCCAUGGUCUUCCCCAGUCAAUGUCAUCGUCUUCAUCACGGGUUCAGCAGUACAGUGGUGAUGACAGUAUACCGAGAGAUGUGAGAGAAGCCGAGGCAACAUCAGAAUGUAGUCAAGGUUCUACUGCAGUGGGCUGUUCCCAGUAUACGGAUGACAUGUCCAAUGCAACUGGGAGAGACGAUUUUCUAGUAACAGAAGAAUCUCGUCAAGGUAAAGAGUUAAGCUAUAGUCCAGUUCAUCGAGAAGUUCCAUGUAUCAUGGCAGAGUUGCCUUGUGAAUUUGGGAGCUCGGGCAAUCUACUUGAGCACAUUUAUCCUUGUGACUGGGUAACUUCUCCAGGAAAGAAUUGGCAACUCGAUCCAAAUGGGUUACCAAACAUGUCUCUGCAAUGUGAGCAGGAAUCAUUAAGGUUAGUUCACUGCAUAGCUGACGAUGAAAACCAUGAGGGGUUACCUUUCCCAAUGCAAAGUUCUGUGGCUGUGUGUACAUCUGCUCCCUUGGAAAACAACAUAGCUGGAUCUGAUAAGCCAGAGCAAAUGUUGAUGUAUCAAGAUCCCUACCCAGAAGCAGGGAAUGGAAGUUCAUCUGCACAUGAAAAUCUUACCAAAUGUUUAACAAUCACCAAUGCAGAUGGUUUUACUGAUUCAUUACUUGACCACUCAUCAGAUUAUCAGACUCUCGAGGGCAAUCAUCUGGCUUCGAACUCGUAUUAUUCAUUUACUUCUGAAAUGAUGGGAACUGAUUGCUACCAGCCUUUAAUUCCUUCACAAUUCCCCAAUGAAAAUGGUGAAAAUAUAUAUGAAAUUAAUCCAAAUCAAUGCAAUGCCACCUCACUUGGAAAUCAAGAAGAGGAUCUGCUUAGAAUCAUAAAUGAUGGCCUUAUCUACACCAAUGACACUGUUGCUUCUAAUCUUGAUGAAAGGGUAGACAGUGUAGGACAGCAAAGUCAGUCAGAUACAGAAGAGCAUCGUGCAAUUUUUGCCCCAGAGGAUGCUUUUGCUUCAACAGAAUCAAAUAAUACUCUCAGUAUUCCUUCACAGAGUGAAAACCCAGCUGAACCAGCUGAGAAAGAUGAUGCUGGAGGUUUAUUCUAUGAGCCACCUCGUUUUCCGAGUUUGGAUAUUCCUUUUCUCAGCUGUGAUCUAAUUGGUACUGAAAUGCAGCAGGAGUAUAGCCCCCUUGGUAUACGCCGGCUAAUGAUGGACUCCUUUACUCCAUUUAGAAUGUGGGACUCACCAACUCGGGAUGACAGUCCAGAUGCUGUGCUGAAAAGUGCUGCAAAGAGUUUCACAUGCACACCGUCCAUAUUGAAAAAGCGACACCGGGAUUUGGUUUCACCAUUGUCUGAAAAAAGGUGCGAAAAGAAGCUUGAGAGAAGCUUCUCCAAUUUGGCAAGAGAUUUCUCUCGAUUGGAGGUCAUAUCUGAUGAAAUUGGUAAACAUGAAGCAACUCUAGCAUCUCCACCAACAAAUUUGAUUCGAUGCUCUAACGCCUUGGAUGAAAAUAAAGAAAAUUUGAAUCAUGCCUCCGAAAUUGGGGAGGAGGGAAAAGGAGGGAACGUUAGUUGUAAUGCUAAAACUGAAAGUAGAAGUGCUGGUGCUGCACAAUCAGUGCAACAGUCUUCUAAAGAUCUUGAAGAGGAGGUGCAUGAUAUGCUGUUUAUUUCGCCUGAUCAUUUUGGAGUCAAAUCAAACAGAGUUCCGAGCUCAAGUGCUAAAACUCUUGGAAGUCAGUAUACCAGAAGGUUAGAAGCUGCAUCAAGUCAAGUUGCUGUUUCAGAAUCAUCUGAGCGCCCAUUGGUAUCAAUCUCAAGCCCUAAUAUUCCUGGCAGAAAUAAGAGUGCAACUACAUCCAUACAGCGUCCCUCAUCAGCUCCUUUAGAGAUUAAAGUUUCCAGUUCUGGAAAAUUUGACGGUGCUGAAAACUUUAGCAUAUUUGGCGGAACACCUUUCAGGAGAAGCAUUGAUUCGCCUUCUGCAUGGAAAUCCCCUUGGUUCAUGAAUUCUUUCGUUCCAGGACCGAGAGUUGACACAGACAUAACAAUUGAGGAUAUUGGUUUCUUUACCAGUCCAGGGGAAAGGAGCUAUGAUGCAAUUGGACUAAUGAAACAAUUAAGUGAACACAAUGCAGCAACAUUUGCUGAUGCCCAGGAGGUAUUGGGAGACGAAACUCCGGAUUCAUUGUUAAAGAAAAGAUGCUCUGACAAAGAAAAAGGGGAUUCGACUUCAAAUAUCAUUACAGAGGGGCGGACAUUGGAUUUCAGUGAUUGUGAUACUACACCUCUUAAAGGAACAGAAAGUGGAAGAAUUUCAGCAGCAAUGAGUUACUCAAGUCCGUCUUCUUACCUGUUAAAAGGUUGCAGGUAGUUGCUUCUCUCGGACGGACACUGGAUGGUGAACGUGAUACAACCCUUCAUAAAGUAACAGAAAGUGGUCGCAAUUCUGCAGCAGAGUUACUCGACUCCCUCUUCCCACCUGUUAAAAGGUUGCAGGUAGCAGCAGAGUUACUCGAGUCCGUCUUCCCACCUGUUAAAAGGUUGCAGGUAGCUGGUUCUCUGCAGCUCAGCUAGCUUUCUGCUCUAGUGAUACUAUAUAUAUUUGUAUAUGUACAUCUUGCAUACCUUCCGGUUUCGAAUUUUUACCUUUUUUGUCCGACUAGUGACAUAAUGUAUGGAUUCAAGUUCUACAGUUAUGUAAGUAUAAGUGAAAAUUCGUUUGUAAUAUGUUA
This is a messenger RNA of Daucus carota subsp. sativus, 3641 nucleotides long. Its product is annotated as transcription factor MYB3R-1. The transcript is spliced from 13 exons. Gene Ontology annotation, cellular component: nucleus. Gene Ontology annotation, molecular function: DNA-binding transcription factor activity, RNA polymerase II-specific; RNA polymerase II cis-regulatory region sequence-specific DNA binding. Lineage: Eukaryota; Viridiplantae; Streptophyta; Magnoliopsida; Apiales; Apiaceae. The record is from RefSeq and is a predicted model, not a curated record. Bases 314 to 3280 code for a protein of 988 amino acids. Gene Ontology annotation, biological process: regulation of DNA-templated transcription.